Molecule: messenger RNA, 828 nt
Organism: Lottia gigantea (owl limpet)
Lineage: Eukaryota; Metazoa; Mollusca; Gastropoda; Lottiidae
Exons: 3
Coding region: 1-828 (275 amino acids)
Source: RefSeq, a predicted model, not a curated record
AUGGCAGCUGUGGCUCACCUGAUUGGCUCUGAUCAGCUUCCAUUACCCUCACAGGUUCGAGACCCUAAUAAGUCCAUUACAUUGGAUCCUAAAAAGGGGGAACGUGCUGUAUUGAUUAAGAACCAUAAAGGAGACUGGGGUAUAGUGAUUGGUGUAUGGACUGGAUUUAGAAAGGGCAGAGCCGGCAUAGCAGGUACUUCAACAAGAAGUGCCGUUAAAGGUCGAAAAGGAUCACCGGGAUAUUUAAAAAUAACCUUUAGAAAAUUAUCAACGGGCAAAGUAGCGGAACUAGUCCUGCCGUACUUGCAAAAAGUAUACAAUUUUGCAUUCGGUGAUAUUUCGGUAAACCUUAGAUGUGGGGCCAUCGGAAUAUCGCCCGAUGCAAAUGAAGUGGCUGAGAACUUAGCUUUGACCUUCUCGAUAGCUCUACUUCACGUUCUUUGCAUACCACGACCUAUUGGUUGGGAACCUGGUAAACCAACCAAACCCGAUCACAAGAUAGUUGGGAACAAGACCGUGAAUUUCAUCCCUUCAGAUGAGUUAGCUAUGAUCAUGGCGAUGGGUCAUUUGGAAAAGACUCCUUCGAAUUUUUAUAUGCGGCGAUACCAUGGUUCCAACGCAUGCAGUGGAUGUGCCGGUGGAAUGGAAGUCGGAGAUGCUGAAGGACUUGGUGAUAUGGGUGGUGAAUGUUCAGCAGCUGUUGAUGGAGAUGCGGGUGGUUGUGGUGGAUGUGGCGGGUGUGGAGGAUGUGGUGGGUGUGGUGGUUGUGGAGGUUGUGGUGGAUGCGGAGGAGGAUGUGGUGGUGGAUGUGGUGGAUGCGGUGGCUAA